GGGAUACCAAGAUGGAAAUCCAGGGGCUCAGCGCGGCCCAAAACCUACAGCGCCAACAUGGCGUCUCCUGUCGGGCGGACUUGUCCCGACCUGGAAGGCGGACCGGAGCGUCGUGCCGCACGACCCCGAGUGACAUUGGAGCAGCGGACGGUCUGGUGUUACACGAACCGGAGAGCGACGACAACAAUAGUGGUAGCCGGCCUGGGACGUCCCCUUUUCUGCUGCAGGAAAAUGGCAGCGGUGGAGGCCCGCCCGCGCCCGAGAGGAGUAAUAAGAACAACACGGGGGCGCGAUGCGUAGACGCCGGGCUCGGCCUCCUGGUUGGCCUAAGAGGGAAGGGGGUCGGGAGGCAUAGGCCGCGUCGGGGCUGCCCGGAUACCGGGAAGAGGUGCGGGCUGGAGCAUGGGGAGGGCGGUUUGCAAAUGGCGUUUCCCGUCGACCUGCAGCAGGGGAGCCAGCAGCGGCCUCGGUGUCAGCCGGACAGGAACCCCGGGUUGGAGGAGUCGGCCGCAGGUCCGAGGGCCGUCACGGGCUGCAGUGCGCACAUCGAUGGCGGGGCCGAGGAAGAGCUUUUCGUGGUUUUCAACGUCGCCCGGGGAGGCGAGGGAGUGGCGAGCAAGGAGGCGGACUCCCCCGACGCUGUCCGCAGCGCCGCUGCCGAGGUGCAGGACGCUUCCGGGCGGGUGCGGCCGGGUGUCAGCUCCGUACACCUGCCGCCCAGAAACGCCAGGAAGUCCCGCCCGACCGGCGCUCCGCCGCGCUCACGUCCCGUGGGGAGAUGCGAUGUCGGGGUGACACCACUGCGGCGGGGGCCGGAGCCCGAAACUGGGGAAGGAGACGAUGACGGAGACGGCGGAGCGAUGGCGAGCAGGUGCAGUGCAGAGCGGGACGGUUCCGAGGGGGAUGCGGGCGCGAUCGAGCGAAUCCAUACUGGGCAACCUGGUCGGUCCGCGGCCGGCGACAGCGCCCCCUUCGUCGAGGCCUUGCCGCUCAGCGACGGCGGCUCAGCUCAUCUUUCGGGCGGCUGCAUCGCCACUGGGAGCGCGAACGUUACGCAGUCGGACGACGCGUUUUCGGGCACUAUAACUAUUAACAACCAAAGUAUAGUAGUGACGAUUGAGAACGGGGUCCUCACUCUGGCUGCGCCUUCGGAGGGUCACAGCCAGAGGGAGGACUGCUCCAGCCUGUUCAGCCUGAAGGAGCACCUUGGGCUGAAGGAACACCAGGAUGUCGUGCUGAUCAGCUAUGACGGUACCACAAAACCCGCGGGGAGGAACGGAAAUGCGACUAUGGGCUGCGUGCAGUAUGAGGAAUCCAGGACUUGUCUGAAUGUGAGCGAUCCGGGCUUGGCUUUAGAGGAGGACUGCUCGUUUUCAGACCCUGGGUCUGUAUUGGCUGAUGUACAUGGGUCCAAAGAGGACGGCGCGUUCUGUGCGCUGGCUCAGGGAGAUGCGGUGGACUCGGGUUCGAAGGACGGGGCGCACGGUGAACUGAUGGCGUGUGAUGGCCUGCCAUCUACCAAACUGGAGGGCUGCGCCGGGAUGGUGCCAAAAAAAGGUGCCCCGGCCUCGUAUCGCUGCCCGCAGUCGGACUGCGGCCGGACCUUUGAUGCCAAGCACAAGCUGAAGAUGCACGUGCUGUCGCACGCCGAGGACCAGCGGCCCUUCAAGUGCCCAGUGGAGGGCUGCGGCUGGUCGUUCACCACCUCCUAUAAGCUGAAGCGCCACCUGCAGUCGCAUGACAAGGCGCGGCCAUUCGCCUGCGAGUGGGAGAACUGCGGCCGCCGCUUCACCACGGUGUACAACCUGAAGGCGCAUGCCCGGGCGCAUGGCCGGGAGGGUGCCUUCGUGUGCAGCACGUGCAGCGAGCGCUUCCGCAGCGCCGCCCGCCUCGGCAGCCACCAGAGGAGCCACUUCGAACCCGAACGGCCGCACAGAUGCGAGUUCCCUGGCUGCGAGAAGACCUUCAUCACCUUCAGCGCUCUGUUCUCCCACAACCGCACACAUUUCCGGGAGACGGGCCAGUUCAUUUGUAACUACCCCGGGUGUGACAAGCGUUAUGACAAGGCCUGUCGCCUCAAGAUCCACCUGCGCAGUCACACAGGCGAGAGGCCGUUUGUCUGCGACUCUGAGGGCUGCGGCUGGUCCUUCACUAGCAUGUCCAAGCUGCUCCGUCAUAAGAGGAAACACGAGGACGACCGGCGCUUCAUCUGUCAGCAGGAGGGCUGCGGCAAGUCCUUCACGAGGGCGGAGCACCUGAAGGGGCACAGCAUCACCCACCUGGGCACCAAGCCCUUCGAGUGUCCCGUGGAAGGCUGCACCGCCAAGUUCUCCGCACGCAGCAGCCUCUACAUCCACUCCAAGAAGCACCAGGUGGACAGACCCCUGCGCUCGCGCUGCCCCGUCUCCAGCUGCAGCAAGUGCUUCUCCUCCCGCGGCAGCCUGAAGAGUCACAUGAUGAAGCACCACAACCUCAGCCCUGACCUGCUCAGUCAGCUGGAGAUGUCCACCUCACUCACCCCAAGCAGCGAGCUCACAAGCACCGGCCCGGCUGCCGGUGACAUGGACCUGGGCUCCCUCUUCUCCGGCGGGGGCACAGGGGUGGCCGGGGUGCCGGGGACAGGGGGGGCGUCCGCCCUCACCAUGGACAUGUCUCUCGUCAGCUCGGGCAUCCUGACCAUUGACGCGGCCUCUGUGAGUGCCACGCUGGGUGGUGCUGGGGGGGCCCUGGCCCAGGCGGUGGACCCCCUGAUACUGGCGGCGGGGGCAGAGGUCGGCCCGGCGGGGUUUGACGCGGGUGCUGGCAGCGUGCUUCCCCAGGGCGCCCUGAACCUGGAAGACGUGCAGACGGUGAAUCCCGAGGCCCUGGGCUCCUUGGCCGCCCUGGCUCUGCGUCCCCCCACCGGCUCCGAACACUUGCACGCCUUGAGCUCGACCAGCGCGCUGGCGUCGGACCCCCCCGCGCCGCUCGCCCCCUCAAGCAGUUUGGCGACAUCUUCCGGGUCUGGGCUCCUCUCAGCCGCCUCCGAGCCGGACCAGAGUGGCCGGGGAGGGGCUCUCCUGGGCGGCACCGACGUUCUAAGUCAGCAAGAGGGCAGCAAGGUGGUGACGCAGUUUGUGUUCCCCGGCCAUGGCGGCAGCUUCAGCGCUCAGAAGGACCCUGAGCUCCACGCCGUGCCGGCCUGCUCCUUCCUGGAGAGUGGCGGUUCGGCGCGCACGGAUUACAGAGCCAUCCAGCUGGCCAAGAAGAAGAAGCAGAAGGGCCCGGCAGGCGCUCCAGGUUCCAGUGUGGGACAGAGGAAGACUAAAGGAGGGAAAGGGGGAGGGAGCUCUGUAAUGCCAGGGGCCCCGGCUGGGGGCCGCUUCAGCGAGAGCGUGGCCUCGGCCAGCGGGGGGCUCACCCUGAGAGACCCCGUCACUGGGGCUCAGUAUGUGCAGAUACAGCUCCUUCAGGACGACCCAUCGGGCGAUGGAGAUUUGGCCUUCCAGCUCAGCUCUCAGACCUCCAGCUCCCACUCUCAGCUCACGGUCGACCUGCCUGUCAACAUCUUGCAGGAGCCCCCUGUCACGGCGGAGGACGACACCGGCUCUGAAACCUCGCAGUUCACCGGAAGUACCAUUAACCUGCAAGACCUGGAGUGAGGCAGGCCCAGACGGAACCGGUGCAGGAAGCCGUUUAAAGGGCCGGCAGCGUGCCCAGUCUCGCUGAUCUCCAGAUGGUGGACUUUCAGCCUGGAUUUGAUGACUAAUUCAACGGUUCUUUUUGGUGUUUUUGCUUUUAAAGAGGAUAUUUUCCAAAAGAAAAUAAUUUCUAAAAUGAUCUUUUUGAUAAGGCCUGUGUUUAUAUGAAUUUAUACCUACUGGGUGGGGUUGACUAGCCUUUAGCAUUAUGUAAACAUUUUGCAUUUUUCAUUUGGAAAAAUAAAUGUGCAGUGGAAAAAAGGCUUUUUUUAAAAUGCAUAUUUACGUUAAAUAUUUCAUAUUGCAGGGAAAAGGUCCUUUUGAUUGUUGAGCUUAAAUCUGUCUGUUUCCGGACCGUUAAAUAAUUAACACACGUGGUAUUUUGUUUACCGGGCUCUUUUUUUUUUUUUUUUAACACAGUCCUACAUCCUCGCUUCUGACUACUCAGAAGACAAAUUCUUUAUAUUUGUGGUUUUUUUAUUUAUUUUUUUCUAUUUGGUAGCCUCUGAAAAUCCUAGCUCAGAUGUUUUGUGUUUUUUUUAUGUCAUGUCUAUAAGACUAAAAAUCCACUUCAUUUUGUAUGUAUCUGUAUAUCUAUCUAUCGUUUCCUUAUUUAUUAGGUUUGGUUUAACAGAAUGGGGGCGGGACAAUAAAACAGUGAAUAAAAUGGAGGUGAAGCACAA
Messenger RNA from Brienomyrus brachyistius, 4363 nucleotides. Its product is annotated as zinc finger protein ZXDC. Gene Ontology annotation, cellular component: nucleus. The transcript is spliced from 10 exons. Gene Ontology annotation, molecular function: transcription coregulator activity. NCBI's taxonomy places the organism in Eukaryota, Metazoa, Chordata, Actinopteri, Osteoglossiformes, Mormyridae. Bases 12 to 3641 code for a protein of 1209 amino acids. The record is from RefSeq and is a predicted model, not a curated record. Gene Ontology annotation, biological process: regulation of transcription by RNA polymerase II.